Triticum turgidum subsp. durum (durum wheat) is the source of this 714-nucleotide messenger RNA. The record is from the annotation of a GenBank genome assembly. Lineage: Eukaryota; Viridiplantae; Streptophyta; Magnoliopsida; Poales; Poaceae.
AUGUCCUCCUCGCAGUCGCAGGAGGGGAAAUCCGAGGGCGCUGGGACGGGUCAGGAGGAGCGGCCCUCCAAGGCCUGGGGGCUGCUCGUCUUCGGCCUCGUCGGCGCCGCCACCGCGACCCUCGCGGUUGGUCAUGUUCGUAAAAGUGUUGAUUGGUUCUACACUCAGCUGAAUAAGGUGCAGACAACAUCAUCCUGGAGGAAGACAAGUAAAAGAUCCACCGGUGGAACUUUUAGUGACGAUGCUAGGAGACGAUAUUAUCAACGUAUGCAGCAGGAAUUUGAGGAUGAACAGGAAAGAGUUCAAAGAAUAAGGCACAUGCAAAGUGUUUUCAACCGAGAGAGGAACAAAUUCAGGAAUAGUUAUGAAAGUUGGAAGGAGAAUGGCCCCCCAGGUGGAUAUAAUUACAUCCCGCGGGAUGACUGGUAUUGGCAGACAGAUACGCCUAACUCGGAAAAGAAAAAUAAACGGACAUAUACUCCGGCAGGGCCUAGGGGUUAUCCUAUGUCGCAUCAUUACACCGUUCUUGGUCUUGAUAGAUCACGAGGGACUCCAUACACAGAUGCAGAAGUAAAGAGUGCUUUUAGAACAAAAGCAAUGGAGGUCCACCCUGAUCAAAAUCAAGAUAAUAGAGAGACUGCUGAAGAAGAGUUCAAGGAGGUUGUCAAAUCAUACGAGGCAAUAAAACUGGAGAGGAAAAAUAAUUCAAGUUGA